AUGUCAUAUUCAAAUAAACAACGACGAGGUCGUUACGCAACUAACGCAUGUACUAAUUGCCGAAAAAAACACAUAAAGUGUUCCGAAGAAGCCACUUGCACCCAUUGUGCAUUACAAAAUCUUAAAUGUACUUAUAGUAAACCGGUAAAAAAACGAGGACCGAAAGUAUCAGCUAACGUUUUUGAGAGCAACUCCGAUAAAGCCUCAAAUAUCGAGCAUAAAAACACAUUAAUUCAAUUUAGCGAACCCAUUCCUUUCUGCCUUGACUAUAACUAUAACGAAGAAUAUCAAGCAAUCCAAAAUUAUUUGUUCUCACAUAUUAAUACCAAUAACAUUUUGCUCAAUAAUAACGCACCCGUUAAUUUUUUUGGUAACACAUUUUCUUUACCUAAAAAUUUAUCCCCUGAUUCUUCUUCUAUUGCUUCUAAUUUAGAUUAUCUAUUUUGA
Molecule: messenger RNA, 447 nt
Organism: Racocetra persica
Lineage: Eukaryota; Fungi; Glomeromycota; Glomeromycetes; Diversisporales; Gigasporaceae
Source: the annotation of a GenBank genome assembly